CGAAAAAAUCAUAAAUCCGCUAAUUAAUUAAAAAUCGUAUAUACCUACGUCAGUGAGUGGUGGGUUUGCAGCGAGACUUCCUGCGUGACGAUAUCCAAUGACGGCCAUGACUUUUAGGUGCAAUCUCGUUGACUAGUAUCAACAGUAUCGAAGUAAUUCAACCCUAGACGUAGUAUAGCUAGUCUCCGCCCACUUAUAUAAUAUACACACCUGAGACAAGUUUGCAUUGAUAAUCUUAAGCGAGUGCUAUUAUUUUUCUCACAUACGUCUGACAACCGUGCGACGACGAAAGUCAUAAUAAUAUUAUCGCGAAUGUCGCGCACCACUACAGCUCUAUAUUUAGGAGACGUUAAACUUUUUUUUUUUUAUCCAAACAGCUCAGUGCUGCAGCAGUAUUUGUGUAUCGUCGAGAGUUUCCGAUACUGCAGUAUCACCUAUAGCCCCAUCACAGCUAUAUUAAAAUUCUCGAUAGUUGAUAUUGUAUUUUUCAUCUACACUUAUUAUUGUUCGACGCAUCCAUCGGCGUUUUUUAUCACCAGUCCAAAAGUAGUCGUAUCGGGCAGGACUAAAUUUCUCUGCAGUAGGUUCGAUUUUAUCAUCCCUGCGGAGCGGGACAUAAUAUAGUGCGUUGAGAACCGAUAAAUCGUAUUAUAUUCAUCAAAUAGAGAUCGUCGACAUGUCGACCACGAUCGUUAUCGGACUGCUCGUGCUAUUGCAGUUGGCCUCUCUAUCGUCGUCCGACGGACAAGGCGGAUGGAUUUCCGAAGUGGCUAUCACUGACAGUCUACGGGGACCGUGGAUAUCCGAGCUUUUUCACCAGGCACUAAGCAAUUUCACCAUUCGACAAGUCGGAAGCUUCGCUUGCCGGACCCAAUCCGACAUGUACGACAGACAUCUGAAGAACCACACCAGUUGGGCUGUCAGAAUGGCGGAAUCCUGGGACCGAUAUCCAACCGGCAUACUGGCUGGCAACCGGUACCACAUGGGAAUUUACGACGAAUGUGUGGACGUGCGCCAUCCGGUGAUAGGACAGUAUUGCUUGUCCGAAAUAAAACUAAUCCCACCAACGGGCAAAAAUUACAGUUUCAACAGAACGGAGAAUCUAGAUGAUUUCGGGAACAAAGAUGCGUGGAAAACCGUACUCGGAUGGGGCGAUUAUCCGGAUCAAGUGCAACGAAAUAGUUUGAGUUUAGGAAUAUGUAUUCCGGAUUCUUGUACGGCAUUCGACUUGCAAACGUCACUGCAAAACAAACUGAACUCGGCAUUUGAUCCAAAGGAGUUGAUGGCCGUCGUCAAAGUAGAUCCAAUAAUGUGCACGGUCAAAGGAGACAUGUAUCACUACAAUACCGCUUACUACGUGACUAGCAUUUUCUUUUUACUUAUUGUUUUGAUUUGUCAUGUCACAACGUUACAUCAUUUUAUAAGAAUAUCUUGCUCUAAAAUGUCAAAAGGAAUCAAAAGUGAAAAUGUCAAUUCAUUUUGCAAAACAUUUUCAUUUAUUGAGUCAGGCAAAACAUUGUCAAAAUUCGAUAAGGACAACGAAUUAAAUGCACUGUAUGGUUUUAAAUUUCUAACGAUGAUGGUCGUUUUGUUGGGUCACCGAUUGUUUUAUGUAAUAGGAAAUCCUAUGAAUAACCCUAAAUACAUAGAAAAUAUGUAUCUCAACGGACCUAAUAUAAUAUUGACUAGUACGAACAUAGUCGAUCCAUUUUUUUUCAUAAGCGGUUUCCUCAUGCACCUGAAUGUUUCUAGGUCAAUUCAAAAAGCAAAGGGUUUGAGUCAAUCAGCUUUGAAAAAAAUUACAUCACCAAUUAUCCACCGAGUAAUGAGAAUAUUACCGGCGUAUUGCGCAAUGAUGGCGAUCACAGCACACAUCGUACCCCACCUAGGAGACGGACCACUGUGGCCACAGAAAAUAUGGGACGAAGCCGAAAUAUGCAAAAACUAUUGGUGGACCAAUUUGUUGUUCAUAAGCAACUUAAUCGACGUCAAGUAUGCAUGCCUCAUAGUAAGCUGGUACGUAUCAUGUGACGUUCAGUUUUUCGUAAUUGGAGUCAUAAUUGUUUACGUUUACACGAAGAACACCAAAUACGGGAUUGGAUUACUCGGGACAAUACUGGGUUUGUGUGUAUGCGUGCCGUUUGUAGUGACUAUUUUGUCAAGAACAGACGGAAUACACAAAAUGCAGAUUCCAUAUUUAGAAAACUUAAGAAUUUUCAUAUCGUUAAAUAAAACGUAUAGAUUGAGUUACAUGCGAGCCACGCCUUUUUUCUUCGGUUUAGCCAUGAGCUUCAUCGUGGAAAAGUUGAAGCAAAAUAAAGUUCAAUUUUCACAAAUGACAGUUUACAUUGGAACAUUAGUUGCUAUUACAAUUGGCAUUUCUGCUCAACUUUACGGUGGCAAAUUCUACAAUCGACAGUUACCUUAUUAUCCUUUGGAACAUGCUUUAUAUUCCAUCGUUUGUCAUAGCACGUGGACACUUCCAAGCAUGUGGAUUUUAAUUUGCUUGUUCACUUCUGGAUAUGGUCCCCUUUUAAAGUUAUUUAAUAACAGAAUUACUGUGACUUUGGGGAGACUUUCAUACUCAGUGUUCAUGGUGAACGUCACAGUCAUGAUGAUAUCUCAAAGUUCCCAGAGAUUACCCAUUUACCUUUCACUAAAAUCUGUGGUCGAUGCUUGGAUAUAUGAUACGUUUAAGAGUUAUGUGAUGGGCUUGGCGUUAUACUUGGUUAUCGAAGCACCGUUUGCUAAAUUGGUUAAACCAUGGGUUUAACAAGGGGUAAAUACUAUUGUUGUAUUAUGUUGGAAAAAAUUAGUUUUGCUGUUAACUCAAAUAUUUUCAAUUAUUAAAAUGUUUAAUAGUUACUAUUGUAGAGAUGAGUUCUUGAACAGAGAAACACUCCUUAUCAUACAUCACCUGAAAGUCAUACCAUCGUAUUACAACUUUUGUACUAGAUGUAUAAAAAAUAAUUUAUAAUUUUAUACAUUCUCUUAUUACUGUCUUAUACCUAUUUAUUUUUUAUUUUUAAUUAUUUAAUUUUAUGUAUGGCACACAUAUAAUUUGAAUUACAAGAAAAAUGUAAAAACUAUUGCAAUCACACUUUGUUGCACAGAUUAUAUUGUAAGACAUUAAGCUCAAUAAUUUAUUAUAAUAUUUGUAAGUAUCAUUCAUGUUGUAAAUUUAUAAUAAAAUAUAUA
Molecule: messenger RNA, 3198 nt
Organism: Myzus persicae (green peach aphid)
Lineage: Eukaryota; Metazoa; Arthropoda; Insecta; Hemiptera; Aphididae
Product: nose resistant to fluoxetine protein 6-like
Exons: 12
Coding region: 677-2773 (698 amino acids)
Molecular function (GO): acyltransferase activity, transferring groups other than amino-acyl groups
Source: RefSeq, a predicted model, not a curated record